GAAUGCUUCCUCUUCUGUCUCAGAGUCUGGGUAAGGUUUCAUUCUGUUCUGUCUUAGCUAGCUACCUACAACUAUACCAAAUGGACUGGUUUAUCAUCUGCUUAUGUAGUAGAAUUAACACACUGCAUCAAUACAGGUACCUGCUGGUCACUAGUCAAAUAUAUAUUUUAUACUGUAGUAGCCAUAGAAUUAGGAAUUUGAGUACUGGAAUUGACAUGGCCUGACUUAUGAUGGGAUAAAGGUCAGAUAUUUUGGUCAGGGAGUUGGUCAACCCUGGUUUACCAGUGCUGUAAUAAGAUAUUGUGUAAAAUAAUGCAUUUUAAGAAUUUAUCUGUACUCUUUGUUAGCUAGCCAGCCAGUUUCAGAGGAAUAAUUCCAUAUCUUAAUGAAAUGAACUGCCAAGAUGCCAACAUUCAUUUUCAAACAAUACAGUGAGUCAAUAGGCAUUUUUCACGCCCCCAAAAGACCACUUCCUUCCACGCCGAGCAGUGUGUGACGAUAUCCGGUUGUCUGUAGUCUUCUGCGAAAUUCAAACAUUGGAGUUUACCCAGUCACUGCUCAAUUUGCCCAAGUUUGGCAUUAGUGAUGUGGCUAUCGUUCACGAACAUUCCCAGACGAAGAGAUCUGAACUUCAUAAAGGAUACAAGUUCUUCCACAAAGAAUAUCUUCAACGAUCAAGGUAAGUUAGUACUUGAAGUGACCAGUUGAGAUAGAUAGCUAGCUAACGAUAGCUAAGACGUUACCAAAUUGGUUAGUGCUAACAUGAGUUAGCUAACGUUACUUAAGAUUUGUCAGACUUAGUCAACGUUAAUAAGUUAGCUAGCUAUUUGGCCAGCCACUGUAAUCUAUUUGUUUCUCGCUAGCUAGAGCCGUCUCAGUAACGUUAAGAGUAGCAAUGGUAAACUGGUAAACUGAUGCAUACAUCAAUUUAAUGUUUGUCACCUAACGUUCUUUCCUGCUCUGUUCUUCUGAAUAUGCAUUGUGAGACAUGGUAGACCAGGAGGGGGCAGUGGUAGUCUGGGCAAGGUGUCACAUGUGAAUGAGGAGCUCUAGUCGCUGCAGGUUAGAGAGAUGAUGGGCAGUUUAAUUGCUUAGUGUUGCAGUGGUUACAGUUUACCUGUUUUGUUCAAAAUAAUCAAACUCUGUAUCUGUUCACUGUAAGCAUAGUUCCUUUGUUACUGAUCUGAAGCUGGAUAACAACAUGUUGUAUAGUCCACUUUUAUUACAGUUCGUCUUAUGUUUUUAAUGUCAGAAGUGAAGAGAAGCAAACAUGACCUUGCUGCUGCAGAUGAUCAAAAACAUUGUAUGAUGACCCCCCCCUACAUGUUAUUUUAGGUUACAUUGCAAGCACCCAAGAAGCCUGUCAUCGUAAACGGCGUAUCUUGUUCAGCUGAGGGCGUUUUGUGCAAUAUGGUGGCUCUACUCUUCCAGGCUGCACAUUACACCACAAUGGGGUUGUAGACUGUGUCAGCACCAUUGCCUUGCACGGAGGGCAUUUGACCAGAGCCCAUGGGAUGAAAUGGUUCUGAGGAAGCCAAGGACAUCAGGCAAGAGUGGCAUAAAACCCACUCUUUACCAAGCAUUCCCUGGCCCCUUCCUGACAUUACUGUGUCUGCUGGACCAAGUUUGAGGAGCAUGUGACCACAGCCUGCCAUUGCCACGGUGCUGCAUGGACUCUGGGUGACUCUAGAUUUGGUCCAAUGCUCCAUGGGUCAGUGCUGUCACAUCAUUGUCCCCCAACUGUCACCAGAGAUUCUAAAACACCCAGAUGCUCCUGUAAUCCUCCAGCUCUCAGUAAAAUAAAGUAAAUUGUACAGUAAUUUAAACUUUGUCCCUACUUGCACUCAGUUUUACCACUUGGAGAGCUUAAAGGUGUCACCAGCAUUGUCAUCUGCUAUUGAGAAGGACACAGUCGAGCAGUCUGUCUGUCAACUAUGGAAGGAAAUGAGGAAACCAUGUGUGAUUGCUCGCCAGUUUAGGGAGGCAUGCCAGGUGCGUGGGGAGUCAUCUAGCCAGGCCCUAGCCAUGAGAAUGCUUCGAGGUGAACGGCAAACCGGAGCUAUGUGAAGGGGUCUUGAGCUUAAGCCAGAGGUUCUCCAGAACUACUCUGAAUGAUUUGAUGUCUCAGUCAAAUGUUGUGGUUUCGUUGUGCACCCAGAUGCACCCCAUCUCGGGGCAAACCAUGAUGAGAAAGUUUAUGGCCCUUCUGCAGCGCCGCCCUUCAGGCUAGCUGAGAUCAAGUGCCUGAUGUUGAGUGUAACUGAUGUGAAGCACAUUUCAGUUUGUCAAUGGCCAGGCCAAGCUCAAACACAGCCACAAAUAUCACUAGCAAGUCCAGGGUCAACUGCCUGUAACCAGUUUAGUUUGGUACGACUUCACUACAAGCACUAGAAGUGCCAUUACAGUAGAGAGAGUUUGGAGAGAUGAUUCUUUAGUGGCAGAGAUGAGAGGAACCUGACCUCUUCUACACCUACAGGGAUGUUUAGAUAACUCAUCAAAGUUGUAUGUAGAUGAAUUUUUAUUUUGAAUUAAAGAAUUGUUUUCUUUGUCUUUCCUGUGUGGCUCAGGUGGAGAGCAUGGGGCUCGUAACGCCAGGGUUAUGGGUUCGAUUCCCACGGGGGAACCAGUACACAAGUAUCAAUGUAACACCCCAGUGUACGACCUGCUCAAGGCCGAGGGCCAGGCGCACCAACCCAACUUUACGUUCCGCGUGUCCGUGGGAGAGAUCAGCUGCACCGGCCAGGGGCCCAGCAAGAAGGCUGCCAAACACAAGGCAGCAGAGGCCGCCCUGAAGAUGAUGAAAGGAGGGCUAGGGGGACCAGUGGUGCUGGGAGAAGGAUUGGGAGAAGGGUUUAUUGGGGUGGAAGAGCCUUUGGAUGGGGACAGUUCUCCGUCAGAGAUGAAGACUUCAGGAAGCGGCACGUCUCAGCAGUCAGAAUGCAACCCUGUGGGAGCUCUGCAGGAGCUGGUGGUUCAGAAAGGCUGGCGCCUGCCAGAGUACACCGUGACCCAGGAGUCGGGUCCUGCUCACCGCAAGGAGUUCACCAUGACAUGCCGGGUCGAGAGAUUCGUUGAAAUUGGCAGUGGCACAUCGAAGAAGCUAGCCAAGCGGAACGCAGCAGCUAAGAUGUUGUCCAGGAUUCACGAUGUUCCUGUAGACCUGAGAAGCAGCCACGAGACUGAGCCUGAGGACGACACUUUUAUCAUGAACAUGGGCAGCAGGGUGGAGGCAGGGAAGUGUAAAGGUCUGGGCUGUACCUGGGACUCUCUGAGGAACUCUGCUGGGGAGAAGAUUCUGCAGCUGAGGAGCCACCCUCUGGGCAUGCCCAGCUCUGACUUCUGCUCUCUGCUACACGACCUCUCAGAGGAGCAGCGCUUUGACAUUAGCUACCUCGACAUAGAGGAGCACAGUCUGAGCGGACUGUGCCAGUGUCUGGUAGAGCUAUCCACUCAGCCAAUCACAGUGUGCCACGGCUUCGCACCCAAUCAGGACGCUGCCCGCGCCAGCGCAGCCCACAAUGCACUGCAGUACCUCAAAAUCAUGGCUGGGGGGAAGUGACCGUCUCCCAGACCGACCUCUCUCCAUGGCAACGACCUAGACCCUGAUCAUAUGACACAUCCACCUCGGAGGGUGGAAACAUCUUCCAACCAAUGGUGGUUAGGGGAAGUGACCAUUGAUUGACCCAGAAUUACCCAUGAUGUGGGAAUUGGAAUUGAGAAUUGUCCCCACACAUCCCUAUAGCCCUAUCUGGUCUGUUCAUUCCUAAAUGCCCCCUGAAGAUAUCCCACAUAGCCCUAGAUAAUUUGUCCCUAUGCCCUGAAGAUAUCCCACAUAGUCCUCGAUGUCCUCUUGAUUGGCUACACUGGCCAUUUAUUUGGAUGGUCAGUCACCCACCUGCUCUGCUGUUACGUGCCUAGAGAGAUACUCUGCAGAGAAAGGGCAAAAUACAUUUUACAACAACCCCCAUUUGACUGUAGCCUCUUUCUCUAGUUGCCACAUCUACAAUGAUUGACUUUGGUUGCCUUUUCAUUAGCUUGUACUUUGUCGUCAACCAAAAAUAUACCCCCCGUUGAAGAAGUCUUGGCCUGAAUGAAGUCUAAUUUUGGACAUUGAAAGUGGACAUUUAACGACAUGAGUUCUUAAAUUGGAGACUUGUGUACUUUUAUUGACAAGUUGACAAGAUCCAGCCCAUCUGUCUGUCUUGUCAUUUUUGUGUUUAGUAAAAUGCCUUUUAGAAGAGUCAUCUGAUAACUGUUAAAAGGUGUACAUUUUAAAUUAUGAUUGCUUAACAUCUGAAAUGCAAAAUGUUAUUUUGAGUUUUGGAAUUACAUUUAACAUUGUGUACUUUACCAUUGGAUUUCUUUGUCAGACCUCACAAAACCCUGUUUGAAAUUGAAUGGAUUACUGUGAUCUAAAAAUACACAUUUUAAGAUGUCAAAAGUGAAUCGCUGUUUGAGUAGCUGGUUGCUCUCGUAAAACCGUGUCAAUAGCCCUUCAAUUAAUUGAUAAUAUCACUUCCCUCAACUGUGGUUGUUCAUAAUGUCUGAAAUGGACCAUCUAAUUAGCCUGUGUGCCAGUCUGUUCAUGGUCUCUUACCCACUACUUAUGGAAUUGCAAUGUUAAACAAUGACAAUAGAGUAGGCCAAAAAGCACAAACAGAUCUGGGACCAGACUAGCAUCUAAUUGAGAUAGAAUUGUAUCGCUGCAUUUAAUAUAGUAGAUCAUCUAAGUUGGAUUCUCCGGCUGACUAAUCUGCUCCUCAUCUACCUCCUGUUACACGCUAAUGGUAUAGCCCGAACUCUAUAUCCUCCCGUGUUUACUCCCACCACUUCAGAGAGUCAAGGUUUCAUAUGGGACGUUGAGUCAAGAAUAGUGUUGGUGUAAUGAGUGUCUGAAGUAUACUGGCUGUAGUAGGGUGACACUAGGUUGCUGCUACAUCUCAUGAUGAGCAAGCAGUGAGAGAAACGCAACGUACCGCACACCUCUGAUUUCAGAUUAGUUGGGUUAAAUGCGGAAGACCCAUUUCAGUUGUACAACUGACUAGGUAUCCUCUUAUUUCCCCUUUUCCAAUGUUUGACGAUUUUGUGGAAAGUGUUGUUGCCCAAAUACAUAGUCGAACUGAAACGUGGCCUAUCACGGUUUUGCUUUGUUCCUUUUUGAUUAAAAUACUUGAUUUCAGUGCAAAUAAAUGUUUAUUGAAAUCAC
Molecule: messenger RNA, 5206 nt
Organism: Salvelinus namaycush (lake trout)
Lineage: Eukaryota; Metazoa; Chordata; Actinopteri; Salmoniformes; Salmonidae
Gene: tarbp2
Product: TAR (HIV) RNA binding protein 2
Exons: 9
Coding region: 2600-3559 (319 amino acids)
Biological process (GO): regulation of siRNA processing; regulation of miRNA processing; regulation of viral transcription
Cellular component (GO): RISC-loading complex
Molecular function (GO): double-stranded RNA binding; siRNA binding; pre-miRNA binding
Source: RefSeq, a predicted model, not a curated record